This is a messenger RNA of Pipistrellus nathusii (Nathusius's pipistrelle), 3303 nucleotides long. Lineage: Eukaryota; Metazoa; Chordata; Mammalia; Chiroptera; Vespertilionidae. The record is from the annotation of a GenBank genome assembly.
AUGACACCACCACUUGGAAGCGACGAACAUGAGACUAAGAAGUUGCAGUCCAACAAAAUUGUGCCCCGUGAUGAUGACGAAUCUGAAAAGAGUGAGGAAGAGUACCAAGCAGUAAUAUCUCCAUCUUCACCUCAGGGACUGCUCAAAAUGAGAUCAGCUUUCGACGAUCUCACCAAUGCUUCUCAGAGUCCACCUGACCAACCUAAGAAGGAAGCCAAUAAGAAGGUUGUUAAAGACAGUUCCAAGAAGAUAAACAAGAACACACCUGCUCUGCAGUUGGCCAAAAACAAUGAGAUAAAUAUAAAAAAAUAUGAAUUGGAACCCUCAACAUCAGCAGCUAACACCAUGAUACUAAACCCUGUGGAAGAAUCACUCACUGUGAAUGUAUCUACCAUUUCUAAAGCACCCACUACUGAGGAGGCAUCUCUUUCAAAAAAGCCAUUAGUUUUAAAAGAGAAACCCACUACUAGGGACACAAUCCACAUGAAGAGGUCAUUAUCUUUAAAGAAGGAUGUAAAUUGGAAUAAGACAUCUGGAUUUGUGGAGCCACAAUCCUUGCUGGAGGAGACUGAGAGUGAUUUCGAGUUUGUUUCAGAGCCAGUGACUUUUGGGAAUAAGCAUGAAACUGAGGAGGCAACUUUCCCUAAGAGAACAUUACCAUCCACGACGUUGUAUGUAAGACAAGGGAAGCAGUUCUACUGUGUGAAUGAAUUGAUCUCACUGGACAAUAACAUUGAAAAGUAUUCUAUUAUGGAGCCAAUGAACUUUAGGAAAAAACCUAAAACUGAAGAGUCUACCACCACCGAGAGGCUAUUGACCUUAAAUAAGUGUACCGCUCAGGAGAAGGUGUCGUAUAAGAGGAAGUCACUAAUGUUGCAGAAGGCCACCUCCAGAGAGGAGUUGCCCAAUAAGGAUCCACUUCCUUUUGAGAGUAAGUCUGCCACUAAGGAGUUAUGCUUUGUGAAGGAACUGACCUCGAUGGACAACAACAUUGAAAAUGAUUCUAUUAUGGAGCCAAUGAACUUUAGGAAGAAACCUAAAACUGAAGAGUCUACCACCACCGACAGGCUAUUGACUUUAAAUAAGUGUACCGCUCAGGAGAAGGUGUCUUAUAAGAGGAAGUCACUAAUAUUGCAGAAGACCACCUCCAGAGAGGAGUUGCCCAAUAAAGAACCAUUUCCUUUUGAGAAUGAGUCUACCACUAAGGAGUUCCUUUUCCAAGAGUCAUUCAAAGAGAAGCACACCACUGAGGGGGACAUUUCUGUUGUAAAGAAGCCCUUGACCCUGCAAAAGAAUCCAACUGAAGAGGAGUCACUUUUAAAGGAGCCUUUGAUUUUUAAGAAGAAGCAUACCAUUGAGGAGGAAAUCCCCAAGGAGGAGCUGGUGUUUGUAAAGAGAUAUACCACUAAAGAUAAGCCAUCCUGCUUGAAGAAGCCACUAGUGCAGACCAUUUCUGAAGAGAAGUCACUCAUUAAGGAGCCAUUGUCCUUUAAAAAGAAGCCAACCACUGAGGAGGAGUUCCUCUUCAAGGAAUCAUCUGUGUUGCCAGAGAAGCAUACCACUCAGGGGGAAGUAGCCCUCUUGAAGAAGCCUUGGGCAUUGCAGGAGAAUAUUCACAGUAAAGAUGAAUUUCUUAUGGAGCCAGUUUCCUUUAGGAAGAAAUAUACCACAAAUGAGGCAAUCUCCAGCAAGGAGCCAUUAUCUUUAAAGAAGAAAAAAUACACCACUCAAAUAAAGAUGUCCAUCUGCCAAGAAGUGUUGGACUUACAGAAUAUGAUUGGCAAAGAUAAGGAUUUCUCUGUUAAGCCAGAGCCAUUUAGGAAGAAUUCCUCAACUGAGGAAGCAAUUGAUACCAAGACACCAUUAUCUUUAAAAAGGAAGCAUAUCAUUGAUAACAAAGAGGACUCCUCGAAGAAGCUGUUGACUUUGCAGGAGAAAAGCACCACUGACGAGGAUUCCCUUUUAAAGAAAACAUCGAUUCUGAAGAAGAAGCUCUCCACUGAUGCAAUAAUAAGCACAGAUAGUAAAUUAUCUUUAAAGAAGAAGCCCACUGCUCAAGGUGAGGUGUUCCUCUUGAAGAAGCAAUCGUCCUUGCAGCAGAAGCCCAGUAUUGAGAGGGAAUCCCCCAUCACAGAAGAAUUAACUUUUCAAGGGAAGCUUGCCAUCAAUGACUCAUUCAAUUUAAAGAAAUCCGCCUCUAGGAAGAAGGUGACCUUUAAGGAGCCAUUGGCCUUGCAAGAUAAUCCCUCCCAAAAGGAAGACACUAUUCUUAAAGAUGUAUCAAUCCUCCCAGUUAAUACCAGCUCACAGAUGUUCACCUCUCCCCCUGAAUCCAGAACAGCUAAAUCCCUCUCUGACAUCCUGUCUAUUGUGAACAAGUAUCAAACCUCAAAGAAGCACAGUGCUCGUAAAUCCAGUUCCAAAAAACGUGUCUCCGAUUGGCGGCGUAUAGCAAAGAAGGAGAUAACCAUACUGGAGAUUAUUGAUGAGGCCCAUUAUGAUCCAUUUUUCAACUUAUCAUACACCCAAGAUAUCUUCAAAUACAUGAAGGAGAGAGAGGAAAAGUUCAGACUUAAAAAUUACAUGAGCAAUCAGACUGACAUAAACAUUGAGAUGAGGGCCCUUCUUGUGAACUGGAUGGUGAAAAUGCAGAUUAACUGUGAUCUGAAUCAUGAGAGCCUCUACUUGGCAGUGAAGCUGGUGGAUUGCUACCUUAUGAAGAAAAUAUUCAAGAAAGAGAAGAUGCAACUCCUUGGUGCCACUGCUCUUCUGAUUGCAGCAAAACUUGAGGAGACCCACCCACCUAAGUUGGAGAAAUUCCUGCAAUUCCGUAAAGAGGUUUAUCAGCGACACGAGAUACUUGCCAUGGAAAUGAGCAUCCUGAGAACCCUCGAAUAUGAAAUCAACAUUCCUGUUGCCUAUCAGUAUCUGCGCAUGUAUUCUAUGAAUAUCCAUGUCGACAUAAAAACAGUGGUCUUAUCCCGAUUCAUCUGUGAGUUGACCCUGCAUGAAUAUGACUAUAUCCAGGAAAAGGGUUCCGAGCUAGCUGCUGCUUCCUUUUUCUUGGCCCUCUACAUGACGAAGCUGAAAAGCGUGGCUCAUUUACUGGAUUAUCACUUUGGCUACAAGCCCUCUGAUGUUUCCCUCUUGAUCAGAAAGCUUAACAAGCUGCUGAGUUUGUAUCCUUACCAUGAUAGGUUCAAGGCUGUGUGUUUCAAGUAUUCUCACAAGAACUUCUAUGAAGUCACCCAAAUUCCUGUCUUGAACAAGUUGAAGCUGGAGGAAAUUUUGAGCUCCCGCUAA